AUGGCUGCGCGCUUGCCCAGCUUUCCAGGAGGCUUGGAUUUGGUGGCCCAGCUCAACCUCACCGGGCCACGAGACUUCCUACUGCAGCUGGAAGAGGAGCUGGAGAUCUUUGUCCGUAGCCAGAGGAAAGAGCUCCUCCUUCCGCCUCUUAGAGCUGCUCCUGGCCUCGUCGAGGCGUUUCCGCUUGACCGCCACACGCGGAGAGUCGCGAGGUUGGGGACAGCCUUGCUGGCACAUCACCCGUGGCGAGGAGCCGCCCCUCUUGCCGAAGCUCAGUUUGGCAGAGUUUCUGCGCGUGCAACGCCCCACAGGAGCGCCCGAUGCAGCAGGCUCUGCCAGGCAGGGAGCUUGAGUGAGGAAGAGAUCUUGCAAAGGCUCCGGCUGCGGCUCUGGGCGGCUUUGCUGUGCUGCGCGUCCGCGGAACGGGCCGUUCAGGCUCCAGUGAUGGCGCCUGCAGUGGAGCCACUGACGCGAGAGGCCGACUCCGACGACGAGAAGCGGAAGGUGCAGAUCAAAGAUGAGCAGAUGAAGGUGGAACAGGAGGAACUCGAGAGGAGUGUCCAACGCGCCGUGAAGGCGCACUUGGUCCAGGAGCAGCCAGAGCAACUGCUCUCGCCGAAGGAAGAGCAGAUGCUUCCAGCAGAGGAGAAGCUCUUAGAGGAGUCGGUGAAGGCGGAAGAGCACGGGCUUUCGAAGCUGGAAGCUGGUUCCAUGGAGGAGCCCAGCUGCUACUGUGGAGCAGAUCCAGACGGCUUUGCCCGUGGAGCCGGUCUUCGAAGCUGA
Durusdinium trenchii is the source of this 783-nucleotide messenger RNA. Lineage: Eukaryota; Dinophyceae; Suessiales; Symbiodiniaceae. The record is from the annotation of a GenBank genome assembly.